This is a messenger RNA of Mauremys reevesii (Reeves's turtle), 3624 nucleotides long. RefSeq names its product adducin 3 (gene ADD3). The coding region runs from base 460 to 2589 and encodes 709 amino acids. Gene Ontology annotation, biological process: barbed-end actin filament capping. NCBI's taxonomy places the organism in Eukaryota, Metazoa, Chordata, Testudines, Geoemydidae. The transcript has 18 exons. Gene Ontology annotation, cellular component: plasma membrane; cytoskeleton; postsynaptic density. The record is from RefSeq and is a predicted model, not a curated record. Gene Ontology annotation, molecular function: actin filament binding.
AGUGAAUACCAUUGACAGCUCAUGCCAGCAGGAUCUAGCUGAUUAAAAGGGAACUCUUUAAAAAAAGAAAAGGGUGUCACCUAAAGAGAUUAACAGUAGAAGAGGGGAAAGGGGGACACGGAGAUGGGGAAAAGAAACCAAAGAAACGGUGGGUUAAUGACAAGAAACAGCUUUGGAGCUGCUGCAGUGUGUCUGUGCAGCACUGCAGAAUCCCCACCUAGAGAAGAAAAAAAUACACACACACGGACAUUGGUCAAACAGGAAGCCCAGGGCGGCCGUUUGGUUAACUACAUUAAUAGAGCAAGGAGAAUUGUGAAAAACAUCCCAGGGUAGAAUUUUUCUGCCUGCAUUGUGGUGGAAUGAACAGAUCUAAUCCAUGAGUAAUGUCCAGACCAGUGGAUGCCUUCCAUUAUGAGAAAUAAAAAUUAAGGUGACGAGCAUAAUCUGCAGCAUUGAAGUAUGAGUGCUGAUGCCAGUCAGGGGGUGAUCACCACCCCUCCUCCUCCCAGCAUGCCUCACAAAGAGAGGUAUUUUGACCGCAUCAAUGAAAAUGACCCAGAGUACAUCCGUGAGAGAAACAUGUCUCCUGAUCUGAGACAAGACUUCAACAUGAUGGAGCAAAGGAAGAGGGUCACUCAGAUACUGCAGAGUCCUGCCUUCCGAGAAGACCUGGAAUGUCUUAUUCAAGAACAGAUGAAGAAGGGCCGUAACCCAACUGGACUGCUUGCAUUGCAACAGAUUGCCGAUUACAUCAUGGCAAGCUCUUUUGCAGGUUUCUCUUCAUCUCCACUGAGCCUUGGAAUGGUUACACCCAUCAAUGACCUACCUGGAAUAGAUACCACUUCAUUUGUUAAGGGAGAAAAACUUACUCGUUGUAAGUUAGCCAGCCUGUACAGGUUGGCUGACUUGUUUGGAUGGGCACACUUAGCAAAUUCCUACAUCACAGUAAGAGUAAGCAAAGAACAGGACCACAUUCUAAUCAUUCCAAGAGGUCUGUCUUUUUCUGAAGCUUCAGCCUCCAAUUUGGUUAAAUUAAAUAUCUUGGGAGAUGUAGUUGACCAGGGGAGUACCAAUCUGAGCAUCGAUAAUGCAGGAUUCAGUCCACAUGCUGCCAUCUACUCCACGCGCCCUGAUGUCAGAUGUGUGAUACACAUACACACCCCUGCAACUGCAGCUGUUUCAUCUAUGAAGUGUGGUAUCCUUCCAAUCUCUCAGGAGGCUUUGAUUCUGGGAGAUGUUGCUUACUACAAUUACCAAGGAUCUCUUGAUGAACAGGAAGAGAGAAUUCAGCUUCAGAAGGUUCUUGGGCCCAGUUGCAAGGUUCUGGUCUUGAGAAAUCAUGGUGUGGUAGCCUUAGGAGAGACAUUAGAGGAGGCCUUUCACUAUAUUUUCAAUGUGCAGCUUGCCUGUGAAAUACAGGUUCAUGCAUUAGCUGGCGCAGGUGGAAUAGACAAUCUUCUUGUACUAGACCUGCAGAAGUACAAGCCUUUCACACACACUGUGGUAGCAGCUGGAGGAGUUGGAGUUAAUAUGGGCUCCCAACAAAAAUGGAAAGUUGGGGAGCAAGAGUUUGAAGCUCUCAUGAGAAUGCUAGACAACCUGGGAUACAGAACUGGCUAUGCUUAUAGGCAUCCUCUUGUCAGAGAAAAACCCAGGCACAAGAGUGACGUUGAGAUCCCAGCCACUGUGACUGCCUUUUCUUUCGAAGAUGAUACAGUUCCACUUUCCCCCCUCAAAUUCCUAGCACAAAGACAACAGCGAGAGAAGACAAGAUGGCUGAACUCUCCAAAUACAUACUUGAAAGUGAAUGUGCCUGAAGAGUCUUGGAAUGGAGAGACUAGUCCCAGAACUAAGAUAACGUGGAUGAAAGCUGAAGACUCCUCCAAGAUUAGUGGAGGAACUCCAAUCAAAAUUGAAGAUCCUAACCAAUUUGUGCCUCUAAAUACAAACCCAAGUGACGUGUUAGAAAAGAGGAAUAAGAUUCGUGAGCAAAACAGAUAUGACUUAAAGACAGCAGGACCACAGUCUCAAUUACUUGCUGGGAUUGUUGUGGAUAAAAAGCCUAGUCCACCCAUGCAGUUUGAGGAAGAUGAGCAUGCACCACCAGCCCCUCCCAAUCCAUUCAGUGAUCUUACAGAAAAGGAACUGGACGAGUACAAGAAGACAAUUGAGCGCAAGCAACAAGGAGUGGAAGAUGCUGAACAGGAAUUAGUCUCAGAUGAUGGUUCAUCUGUGUCACAAAUUCAGUCACAAACACAGUCCCCGCAAAAUGUCCCUGAAAAAUUAGAAGAAAACCAUGAAGAUAUGUAUGCCCAGAAUGCUAACCUCAUCUCCACAGAGGUACCUGUUGUGGUGGUGAAUGGCAAGGAAGAUAUGCAUGACGUGGAAGAAGAUCUCACCCUGCGGGUCAGUCAGUUAACCACUAGUACUGUGGAGAGCGUAGAGAUUACAAUUAAAACUUCUGAAAAGAUUGAAGAGACCCUGUCCCCUGAGGGCUCCCCUUCCAAAUCUCCAUCAAAGAAGAAGAAGAAAUUCCGCACUCCAUCUUUUCUGAAAAAGAACAAAAAGAAGGAAAAGGUGGAAGCAUAACUGCAGCUCUGUUGCUAAGAGAAGGCAUUGCACAUUUUAAAAACCACAUUUAAGUCUAACAUUAACAAAGUAGUGUUAGGGGUGUGCAGUAAACUGGACCUUAACCUAUGAACAGAACUGGAAAAGGUUUUACUAAAAACAAUCUUAUGUUAAAUAAGAAACUAAUUCAUCUCUCACUUAGUGUCCAAAAUUACCAAGGGUUUGAAACAUUCAAUAGUUUCACAUAGAGCUACACUGGCAGGUGCUUUAAUACUAUCGUAGUGAGAUCAGAUACCAUUGUAGUACAUUGUUGUGGCAAGUUACACUUGGAGUAUUUUGCAGACCUUAAAAUCUUCAGCACAGUUGAAGUCUCUAAUAGAGUUACUGUUGAGUGAUUGUAUGAAUUUUCAUUUUUAAACUGCUGCCUCACUUGGUAAUCAUAUAAUACUUUUUUGUAUUGUGAUUCAGACCAUAUAUUUUGUUUCUGUACCCUGCUUCAGUGGGUGCAUAUUAACAGCACACCUUUAAAUCUUUUAAGGUUAGAUUAUAUAGAAUAUUAUACACUGGCACAUAUUAGAAGAAAAACUGUAAGAGAAAUUUUAUUUGGAAUUAUACAAAAUGUGUAAGAAGUCCAUUCAUCAAAACUUUUUUGCCAAAUAUUUCAUUUUAGUGAAAUAUAAUUUUUGAAUACUUCUUUUUUAUUAGUUGGAAAAAAAACCCUUAUUUUUCAAUAAAGGGGAUUUUAUACACUUAACAUAACUUAGUUAAACUAUGGCAAAACAAAAUAAGAUUUUAUAUGUUGAAAUGUUUGUAUACCAUUUAGUAUAAAAGUAUUAUACGCAUGUAAACCAAGCGUCUAACAAUAGAGUGUAUUUAAGGAUGCUUGGUUUAGAGUAUACUUAAAUAUAAUUCAGGAAUCCAGGGACUCAGCUAUCAAAGGAUUAAAGCAUAUAAAAUUAAACUGGAUUCAUGUUUAAAUCUUACUGUGUUUUUUCCCUCAUGGCAUUGCUAAUGAAUGAAGAAAAAUAAUCUCUUAACAAAACCAAAUGAAGGAAA